Lycium barbarum (goji berry) is the source of this 2366-nucleotide messenger RNA. Its product is annotated as protein NRT1/ PTR FAMILY 5.2-like. Bases 221 to 2056 code for a protein of 611 amino acids. Gene Ontology annotation, cellular component: membrane. The transcript has 4 exons. The record is from RefSeq and is a predicted model, not a curated record. NCBI's taxonomy places the organism in Eukaryota, Viridiplantae, Streptophyta, Magnoliopsida, Solanales, Solanaceae. Gene Ontology annotation, molecular function: dipeptide transmembrane transporter activity; tripeptide transmembrane transporter activity. Gene Ontology annotation, biological process: transmembrane transport; dipeptide transport.
UUCAUAAUCAAUAAACUCAAAAUUUUAGAUAUGUCUCCUACAUAGACUCUUGAAUGACUUAAGGCAGAGCAGCUAGCUGGGUCUAUAUAAAGGUAGUAGUGAGAGCAGACUUUCUAUGCCAAGCAGAAAGUGAACGAGCUAGUUGUGCUUUCUAAAUGCACUCUAAUUUGAAGUUUGCAUAACACUUGAAUAAAGGAGUCAUCCAAUACUUCCUAUAAUUAUGGCAACUUCUAAUCAUGUGGAUGAAAAUGGGCAUGAUGAUGGAUACACAAAAGAUGGAACUGUAGAUCUCAAAGGCAAUCCCAUUCUUAGAUCCAAGACAGGUGGAUGGAAAGCUUGCUCUUUCAUUGUUGUAUAUGAAGUGUUCGAACGUAUGGCGUAUUAUGGGAUAUCAUCAAACUUGGUAAUAUACUUAACAGAGAAGUUGCAUCAAGGGACAGUGAAAUCUUCAAACAACGUGACAAAUUGGGUGGGCACUAUAUGGAUGACUCCUAUCUUAGGCGCCUACUUUGCUGAUGCCUUUCUUGGCCGUUAUUGGACUUUCUUGAUUGCCUGUGCCAUUUAUCUCUUGGGUAUGUCUCUACUGACACUAGCAGUAUCAAUCCAUGGCCUAAAGCCUCCUCCUUGUGCCCAUCCAACAGCAACUGACUGCAAAAAAGCAUCCACACUUCAACUAGCUGUGUUCUUAGGUGCACUCUACACCUUAGCCGUCGGCACUGGUGGCACGAAGCCCAACGUAUCGACAAUUGGCGCAGACCAAUUCGACGAGUUUCACCCCAAGGAAAAAGCUCAUAAACUUUCAUUCUUCAAUUGGUGGAUGUUCAGUAUUUUCUUGGGGACACUCUUUGCUAACACUGUGCUUGUGUACAUUCAAGACAAUGUGGGCUGGUCCCUUGGAUAUGGGCUUCCAACAUUGGGCCUUGCUAUAUCAAUAAUGAUAUUUUUGGCUGGAUCACCUUUUUAUAGGCAUAAAAAGCCCAGAGGAAGCCCAUUUACUAGAAUGUCCAAGGUCAUUAUAGCUGCCUUAAGGAAAUGGAAGGUUCAAGUCCCUAGUGACCCAAAAGAGUUGUAUGAGCUUGAUUUGGGAGAAUACACCAAGAAUGGAAAAGUCAGAAUUGACUCCACUCCUACUUUGAGGUUUCUGAACAAAGCUUGUGUAAAAAUUGAUACAACUGAUCCAUGGAUGCCAUGUCCAGUUACUCAAGUGGAAGAAACAAAGCAAAUGCUACGGAUGAUACCAAUCUUGAUAGCUACAUUCCUUCCAAGCACAAUGAUAGCUCAAAUCAACACACUUUUUAUCAAACAAGGCACAACUCUUAAGAGAGACAUUGGUAAUUUCAGCAUCCCUCCGGCUAGUUUAGGUGCUUUCGUUACCAUAUCGUUGCUAGUCUCCGUUGUACUCUACGAUCGUUUCUUCGUGAAAAUCGCCAAAAGAUUGACAAAUAAUCCAAGAGGCAUCAAUAUACUUCAAAGAAUGGGAAUUGGAAUGGCUUUCCAUAUCGUGAUUAUGUUAGUUGCAUCGUUCGUUGAAAGGCAUAGGCUUAGUGUAGCAAAGGACAAUGGCCUAGUCGAAAAUGGGAAACAAGUACCAUUAUCCAUAUUCAUUUUGCUGCCUCAAUUCAUUCUUAUGGGAACAGCUGAUGCAUUCUUGGAAGUAGCCAAGAUUGAGUUUUUUUAUGAUCAAGCACCAGAAGGAAUGAAAAGUUUAGGAACCUCUUAUUCAAUGACUAGUCUUGGUGUUGGGAAUUUCAUUAGUAGCUUCUUGCUUUCGACGGUUUCUCAUAUCACCAAGAAGCGUGGGAAUCAUAGAGGAUGGAUCCUAAACAACCUUAAUGCCUCUCAUCUUGACUAUUAUUAUGCAUUCCUCGCGAUACUCAACUUAUUGAACUUCUUCUUUUUCCUGUUUGUGAGCAAGUAUUAUGUGUAUAAAGCUGAAGUCUCGGAUUCACUGGCUGUGCUAAGGCAAGAAUUGGAGAUCGGAUCGAGACAUCGGGUAACUAAUAGCCAAGAAGGUUCAACCAACGCACAGGUUGCUGGCUCUACAUUAGCCUCCUAACUAACGUACAUUAGUUUUCUUUAAACAUCUUUUCUGUUUUUAGCUAGGUAAUGUACUAUAUGGCUAAGGCUUGGAUCUUCCAAAAAUGCCGCUGCACCAGAGUCAGAUCCUCCAAAAAUGUAGCCUCACCCUGUUGGAUCCUCCAAAUAUUAUGCAUUUUUGGAGGAUCCGACACUGAUGCAUCAAUAUUUUUUGAGAAUCGGAGCAACAUAGCUAUAUGGGGCAAUAGUCUUGUUCACCUCCUUUCUCUUUGUUAUGAUUUUCACACGAUUGCAAUGGUAAUCAGUUAAAUUAUUGUUAUUUCAAGAUA